AUGAAGACCCUGAUGCGCCAUGGUCUGGCAGUGUGUUUAGCGCUCACCACCAUGUGCACCAGCUUGUUGCUUGUGUACAGCAGCCUUGGCGGCCAGAAGGAGCGGCCCUUGCAGCAGCAGCAGGCGGCGACAGGCAGCGCACAGCCUUUGGCGGAGAGCAGCCCCCCUCCGCGCCCCGCGGCGCCCGCGGGACCACGGCCCCUGGAAGGAUACCUCGGCGUGGCUGACCACAAGCCCCUGAAAAUGCACUGCAAAGAUUGUGCCCUGGUGACAAGCUCAGGACAUCUGCUGCGCAGCCAGCAAGGCACACAGAUUGACGAAACAGAGUGUGUCAUUCGCAUGAAUGAUGCUCCUACGCGAGGUUACGGGCGUGAUGUGGGCAAUCGGACCAGUCUGCGAGUCAUCGCCCAUUCCAGCAUCCAGAGGAUCCUGCGCAACCGCCAGGACUUGCUCAAUGUGAGUCAGGGCACCGUGUUCAUCUUCUGGGGGCCCAGCAGCUACAUGCGGCGGGACGGCAAGGGCCAGGUCUACAACAACCUGCAGCUGCUGAGCCAGGUGUUGCCCAAGCUCAAGGCCUUCAUGAUCACACGCCACAAGAUGCUGCAAUUUGACGAGCUCUUCAAGAAGGAGACGGGCAAAGACAGGAAGAUCUCCAACACUUGGCUUAGCACCGGCUGGUUCACAAUGACCAUCGCCUUGGAGCUCUGUGACAGGAUCAAUGUUUAUGGCAUGGUGCCCCCAGACUUCUGCAGGGAUCCCAGUCACCCUUCAGUACCUUAUCAUUAUUAUGAGCCUUUUGGACCUGAUGAAUGUACAAUGUAUCUUUCCCACGAGCGUGGACGCAAGGGCAGUCAUCACCGCUUCAUCACAGAAAAGCGAGUCUUUAAGAACUGGGCACGGACAUUCAAUAUUCACUUUUUUCAACCUGACUGGAAACCAGAACCACUUGCUAUAAAUCAUCCUGAGACUAAACCUGUUUUCUGA
Molecule: messenger RNA, 984 nt
Organism: Elephantulus edwardii (Cape elephant shrew)
Lineage: Eukaryota; Metazoa; Chordata; Mammalia; Macroscelidea; Macroscelididae
Gene: ST6GALNAC5
Product: ST6 (alpha-N-acetyl-neuraminyl-2,3-beta-galactosyl-1,3)-N-acetylgalactosaminide alpha-2,6-sialyltransferase 5
Exons: 5
Coding region: 1-984 (327 amino acids)
Biological process (GO): ganglioside biosynthetic process; oligosaccharide metabolic process
Molecular function (GO): alpha-N-acetylgalactosaminide alpha-2,6-sialyltransferase activity
Source: RefSeq, a predicted model, not a curated record